UUAAAAAGUUCACUUUGAGGAUCGAACCUCGAAAAUUUGAACUCACGGCAACUGAGUGGAAUAUUCUUGUUCACGGCACCUCUUUGACCAUUUGUGCUUUAUUAACUUCGAUUUAGUUUUAUCUCUUUAUGGUACAUGGAUACAUACUAUUUUUUGACCAAUUUUUUUGGUUUCAAAUGUUUUUAUCAUUUAGAAGAAAAAAAGACUCGUUUUAUUUUACGUUUUUGGUGUUUCUAUACAAUACAUGCUUCCUCCCACCACAGACUAACCUUUGAGUCAUGCAUGAGCCAUCUAUCCAUGAGGUGAAUAAAUCAGAAAUGGAGAACUAUCAGUGACCUGUUUAUUUGGGUGUCUACUUUCCGGGACCUCUGAUAAGCCUAAUCCUCUGCUCCUUUCCGCGAAAGCUCUCUCCAGUAAUCAAAUCAGUCCAGUUGGACUCUGAUCGUGCUGCCGCACCAAUGGUGAGAUCUUUCAACGAUUCUAGCAAUCAUACCAAGUGUCCAGACCCUUGGGACGACGAGGGCACCCGGGAGUUACUGCAAAAGUUUUGUUUUUGGUUCGGAGGGAUCUUCUUCUGUACAAUUGGUGCCUUGGGACUCAUUGGAAAUGCACUCUCCAUUAUUGUGUAUUCAUCCAAGGAACUCAGAAGCACUUUUCACGUGUUCCUGGUGGUUCUGAGUGCAUUUGACAUCGGUUAUAUCCUGAUGUGCGUGGUGAAUGAAGGUCUCGAAAUGCCGGGAUAUUUCUCCCCAGAUUGGCCUGACAGCCACUCCAACGUUUGGAUCCACUUGUUCCCAACGUUCCUUUACCCCUUGAGACAGAUGUUCCUCACCGCUUCCAUGUACACCACGGUUUCCAUUUGCAUUAACCGUUACUUGUUCAUUGUACACCCGUUCUACAUGGACCAACUCCGACGACAUUCCACUUCUUUCACAUCCAAUCAAAGCGCGUCUUUUGAAAUUGACUCCAAUCGUAUCGCUGGCUAUAUCUUUGGAGUGGUGUUGUUCUCGAUUGCCUAUUCGGUUCCACAUUUCUUUGAGUACAAGAUCUCCAUUGAUGCUGAGGGUAAUCACGAGGUGGUAUGGACGGAUCUCAGGAAAAAUGAAAUUUAUACUUUGGUUUUUACCAUUGGGAUCGACUUUUCGUUUCGGGUCGUACUUCCCGUGGUUGUCAUGCUCUUCACAAAUCUAAGGAUAUUUAUGAUCCUCCAUCGUCAACCCGAUUGUGGAUCUAAAGACAAACAGUUUGCCAUCACCUUAUUUACUUUGGUCACAAUCUUCCUGUUGUGUCAAUCAGGAAAGAUUGCCAUCAACAUCCAAGAGUUUCUCACCUUGAGUGUGAUUUCGGAAUGUCAAGAGAUCGAUAAUCAUCUUGGCGAGACUGCCUGGGAUAUCAUCAUGUCCAGAGUGGCCCGUGUUCUUUUACUUCUGAACAGUUCCAUCAAUUUCGUGGUCUACAUGGCAUCAUCUAAACAAUUUCGAAGGAAACUAUGCAGAUUGAGGUGCAGGAGACCUUUGGAAUCUGCACAAAUCACGAAUCCUUUCUUUUUCGUUGACGAUUCUGAUUGCACUUGGGACAUCAUUUUUGGACAAAAGAAAUCAACUCAUGCAAUGUGUCACAUGUAAAACCACACUUAUAAGGAUCGGGGAGCAUUUUAAGAAACGUUAUCUAUAAAACCAAUUAUAAAGUAAAGUCCAGAGUUGACAAACAUAAUUCAUUCCUCUUAUUUCCAUG
Tigriopus californicus is the source of this 1734-nucleotide messenger RNA. Its product is annotated as FMRFamide receptor-like. NCBI's taxonomy places the organism in Eukaryota, Metazoa, Arthropoda, Copepoda, Harpacticoida, Harpacticidae. The record is from RefSeq and is a predicted model, not a curated record. Gene Ontology annotation, cellular component: membrane. Bases 459 to 1625 code for a protein of 388 amino acids. Gene Ontology annotation, molecular function: G protein-coupled receptor activity. Gene Ontology annotation, biological process: G protein-coupled receptor signaling pathway. The transcript has 4 exons.